AUGGCAUGGUGGUUGCAACAAAAGAAGGUGGUGUUAGUGGUGAAAGGUGGUGGCGGUGGUGGAAGGCGGUGGGCAAUGGUGAAAGUCGGUAGUGGUGAAAAGCGGAGUUUUGGAGUGGUCAAAACUUGUUGGUUUUACAUUGUGACAUGUUUCAAUGGAGUUACUACUGGUAUUGAUAUGGGUGAUUUUAAUCACUUUGGCUGGUCACCAUUCAAUCCCAUCAAGGAUGCUAGAUCUCUCUUUUAUACUUUGGGCGAAAAGAGGAGGCUCAUAGAAUGGGGUAAGUAUAAAUAUGAUAAAAUCGAUACCCCUCCAAGGCAAUAUAGAACGAACUACCCAGUUUUUAUGACCAUUGAUGAAUACAUGGAGUGGCUAAGUACUGCCACGAGUGACAGUGAGAAGGAUCGGAUCUAUGGCUAUGUUAAAUCACAUAGAAUUUAUGUUGUUGAAAGAUCUAAACCAGAGAAACUGCUUAAGAGCCCAGUCAAGGAUAGUAGCUGGAAAGCUCCUCCAUUAGGGUGUGUUAAAAUUAAUGUUGAUGGAGCAUUCAGAAAAGUGCAAGUCCAGGGUAAAGAUGAAGAAGGAGAAGGAGCUUGGGGUGCAGUGUAUAGAGAUCAUGAGGGAAAUGUUUUAGAGGUACUUUGUGACGCAAUAGAUAAUGCAACCACGGCAUACCAAUGUGAGGUCCGAGCCUUUUUGGAAGGUCUUAAAGGUGCACAUAAAUUUGGUUUCAAGUCUAUUUUUAUAGAAAGUGAUUGUCAGAAUCUCAAUGCUGUGCUGGACAAGGAAAUCGAUGAUAAAAGCGAAUUUGCAGAGAUCUACAGUGAGAUUAAAACAGAGUACGAGGGCUUCGAUUUCAAGGACAAAGGGCACAUCUUCAGGGAAGCUAACACAUUAGCCCAUCGUGUUGGUCACGGCAGGAUUAAUGGCGUAAUACUUCAUCAGGAUGUCAUUAAGUACCUUGCAAAACAAGAUGUGUCUUUGGUGUCCUUCCGUUUUGCGCCUGUUAUUGCCAAGCCCAAUUAGUGGAGAUUCCAGUUCUUCCUGUAUUUCAGUAGUGAAGUUAAUUGAUCUUAGGCACUUAUCCUUUUGUUUGAUUUCGACACUCAAGAAAGAGAUCCCUAUUGUUGCCAGUCUUACAUUAAGGGGAACAAAUAAAGAGAAGAAAAAGAGAGAGAAAGACCCUUUUUAACAAGGAUGUUCUAUGAACAAAAAUGAUAAUUGAAGGUGUCAAUCUGUGUAUUUGGAUCCUAUGAACAAAAGAUGAUAAUUGAAUGUGUGUUUGGGAUCGUAUGAAAAGAUGUCGAUUUUGAGUAGUGUUGGUAGUUCAUCAUCGGCAGAUCUUGCUGGAUCAACACCAUCACCUGUGGUUGGAUUAAUGAAGCGAGCACGGUGCUUUGUAAGUAGUUUUUUAAACCCCAUCCGAGCGAGCUCCGACGGUGAUCUGUGAUACAGAUCACCCUGCUUCUGAUUGGAACAUCUGUGUCACAAGAUCAGACCGUUGGAGAAAGCAAGCAAUAUUUGAAAACUGAAAGCAAGCAAUAUUGGAAAACUGUGAUAUUUGUUACGUGGCAAUCCGUAUAUAGAGCAGGCUGGAUUUUUUUUUGUAAAUGGGUUAAAUAGCAUUACUCCAAAAUUAAAUAUUGAAAAUCAAGUGAAAUGAAAAUUGUAAAUUAUUAUUUUUUUAAUUUUAUAUAUUCAACAUUUAGGCUUUUGUUUGGAUGUAAAAUAUUUUUUAAAAAUUAUUAUUUUAUUUUUAUUUUUUGGUGUUUGAUUG
This is a messenger RNA of Cornus florida, 1777 nucleotides long. RefSeq lists its product as uncharacterized. The coding region runs from base 1 to 1026 and encodes 341 amino acids. Gene Ontology annotation, molecular function: RNA-DNA hybrid ribonuclease activity; nucleic acid binding. The transcript is spliced from 5 exons. NCBI's taxonomy places the organism in Eukaryota, Viridiplantae, Streptophyta, Magnoliopsida, Cornales, Cornaceae. The record is from RefSeq and is a predicted model, not a curated record.